Molecule: messenger RNA, 852 nt
Organism: Venustampulla echinocandica
Lineage: Eukaryota; Fungi; Ascomycota; Leotiomycetes; Helotiales; Pleuroascaceae
Exons: 1
Coding region: 1-852 (283 amino acids)
Molecular function (GO): oxidoreductase activity
Source: RefSeq, a predicted model, not a curated record
AUGGCGGAUCAAGUUCCUGUAGAGACAUCGAGACCCGUUAGCGCCUCGUUUUCUGGCAAGGUAGCCAUCGUCACUGGCGCCGGGUCUGUUGGUGGCGGUAUUGGCAAUGGCCGCGCGAUUUCCAUUUUACUGGCGGAGCAAGGAGCAUCAGUUGUUUGCGUAGAUCGUCAACGGGACUGGGUUAAUCGCACCGUCGAGAUGGUCGAGGCUGAAACGAAAGGGAAAGCAAUCGCUUUCAUCGGGGAUGUUACCAAAUCCGAAGACUGUGAGAAGGCGGUCGACAUGGCAGUUUCUGAGUUUGGACACCUGGACAUCUUGGUGAAUAAUGUUGGGAUUGGCGGUGCGAAAGGGAUGGCUGUAGAGGUAGACAUGGUGGAGUGGAUGGAGUUGAAUGUUAGUAGUAUAGUAUUGAUGGCUAAGUUUGCAAUUCCUGCUAUGAAAAAGAACACAGGACAGGUACGAGGGGCGAUUGUGAAUAUGGGCAGCGUGGCAGGGCUGAGAGGCGGCACUCCACAUUUGCUGUAUCCGGCCAGCAAAGGGGCAAUUGUUAAUAUGAUGCGUGCGAUGGCAGCUCAUCACGCAAAAGAGGGCAUCAGGGUGAACUGUGUGUGCCCUGGGAUGUUGUAUACGCCUAUGAUGUACGCAGGUGGGAUGAGCGAGGAGGCAAGAGAGGCACGAAGAAAUCGACGCUUGCUUGGGACGGAGGGAAGUGGCUGGGAUGCUGGAUGCGCUGUUAGGUUUUUAGCUUCAGAUGAGGCGAGAUGGAUUACUGGAGUCAUUUUACCAGUUGAUGCUGGUACUACAGCUGCAGUAGGGACCGAAUUACCAGCGUCUGCUAGUGUUGGAAACUGA